CGUCACAAGUGCUCCGGUCAAACGUCACGCUCAGCCGAGGACGAAAAGGAUGUGUGCUGUGCGGUGUGCAGUGUCGCGUUUUGUUGGAUGACCUGCUGAGCGCUGAGGCUUUGCCACUGGGUCACUAUGUGCGGUCUGGUGCUUCGCGCUUGUUGUGAGCUGCAGCAUUAAAAGAUUGAGUGGUAUCGCAUAUCGUCGCCGGCUCUAAAUGGCAACCGCUGAACCUCGGAGCGGCGACAGUGAUGUCAGCUUCAGAAAAGACGGACGUUUCGACUGGCUCUCGUGCCAAUGGAUCGGCGGGCUCGAAUUGCAAAUGCGAGCCCGCGGCCGUGAUCGUCAAACCGUCGGUGCGGACGGCGUUCAAGCAGCGGAAGUACACGAUUCUCGACGGCCUGUGCGUGCUUUGCUCGGUGGGCAGCUUUCUGUUCGACACCGGCUCGGACAUCUGGGUCGCUUACCGACACUACAAGGACGGCAGUUACUGGUACUUUGGGUUGACAGUCGCCUUCAUCAUGGUGCCCGCAACGAUCAUGAUGGGCUUUAGCUUUAGGUGGUAUUUGCUAGAUCUCAAGCAGCACCAGAAGCACCCGUCCAAGCUUCAGUGGUUCGUGAGGACUGCCUUUCACUUGCUACAGCUGGGACAAGUCGUCAGGUAUGUGGACGCUCUCAUCUAUGGCCUUAAGAGCGCCCGCAGCAAGUCGGAGCAGCGCGAGUUCUACAGACGGAGUGCGGAGGAAGACGUCGACGCCAGCAUGCUGCGGCUCUUUGAGUGCUUUAUGGAGGCCACGCCGCAGCUGAUUCUGCAGAUCUGCAUCCUUGCCAGGGACUACCCGCAUCGGGAGGAAGACUUUUGGACAAUGGUGGCACAGAAUGUGUCCAUCGUGACAUCCCUGGUGUCGGUGGCCUGGUCCCUGGCCUCAUACAACAAGUCACUGCGGCUAGUCAUUGAAGACAAGGCCAACAUGCGGUGGCGUGGCGCGGCCGUCUACUUCCUCUGGCGCCUCUUUGUCAUUGUGCCUCGAGUGCUGGCCCUGGGGCUGUUUGCCUCUCUGUUCCCGCUCUACAUGUUCCUCGUCUGUGGACUCCGCUGGCUGAUCAUGUCUGCCUGGAUCAUCUCCAUGAAGACGCAGUUCUAUGAGAACAGGGUGGAGGAGCUGGUGUACAACCUGGUGCUCGGUGUGGUGUUCAUCUUCUGCUACCUAAACCCAGUGGACACUCCAACUCGGUUUCGCAUGUCUGCCUUCUACGUGGGCACCUUCCUCGAGAACAGCGUCCUGCUCGGUGUGUUCUACGUAUACAGUCCACCAGACAUCUGGUACAAGGUUCCUGCAGUGCUCGGUGGAACCCUCUGCUUUUUUCUUGGCAUCACCUUCAUGGUGAUCUACUAUCUUCUCCUCCACCCUACGGCCAGCAUUCCACUGGUGCUGCGUCGUAACCAGUGUCUUCCGUUGCCACGGGCGCAGAUCCACGAGGAGAUACUCAAGGCCAACUCACUUGAGAACGACAUGGCCAGCCACCUCGAAUCUCUCACCACACAGUCUCCGCCCAGUGAAGACGACUGCAGCUGUUCCUGCAGAACAGACAGUAGCGCACAUGACAGCCACAAUAAGGUUGACAUUUAACCAAGAGUGCCAAUUAGGUCAGGGCCAUUGGUGGAAAGUUUGCGUUGCAGUGACGGAAUAGUCACUGAUAAGGUGGCUUUUCUGUAAAGCUUAGUUGCCUAGUGGCUCAGCAUAUGGAGAGAUUUUCACAAAAUUUCACGCAAUAGAAUUGACUUGUCCGCCUUCAAUACUUGACUACACAAUGCUUGACUUGUCUGCUUUUUCGAAAUGGAACUGCCACAUAGCCCCACAUGGAAGGAGUUGGAUAACACCAGCAAGUACAAAACAAGCCAACUUGCGACUGGCUGUGUCUUGACAUGGCUGAGCCAGAGUGGUUGCCUCAUUCACAGAAACGUGGCUUUUUUCGCCUCCUAAAGUAUUCCCAUAACACAUAUCUGUACAAUGUUCAGCACAAUUUCCUGAAUGUAAUGCACCUUUUUUUCUCUGUUUUAUAUUUAGAAACAAAGAGCACGCAAUUUUUUUUCCCCUACAAAUUUCACUUUUCACAUUGGCUUUUGCUCCACCAUCAUACGAUUAGGCUUUGCAGAGAAACCACCUUGCCAGUGACUUGCAUCACUAAAACGUAAACAUGGUAACGUCAAAAAAGAAGUUUGGCUGCAGUGUGCGUGACAGUAAUGAGACGGACCUGUUAUCAACAGUCACUGCAACGACCUCAGCAAUGUAUGACGCAGUCACCGAUGACAAUGACCGUCAAUUUAGUAGCGGGUGCAUUGAAUGGUUCCACUAGUCACCAUGCAGCAAACACUUUUGGGGGCGGCCUUGUGCCACUAUGUUUACGUUCAAUUCACUGAUGGAAGCAGCUGAGUAUAUCCGUGCCACUGUAGUUCCUUGCUGCUGUUGCUUGGGCCAGAGUUUCAGGCCGCAUGCAGUGUUUGACGACGACGGUGUUCGAGAUGAAGGAUGGUUGCCGCGUGUCUUUCUCUUAAGACCCCCUUGUACAGCCUGUCGUGUUGUGGGUCAGCACCUAUAGCCUGCCGAGUUUUUAAUAACAUAGCUCGAGCGUCGACCGCAUGGGAUGUCAGUGCCUCAUGACGGUGAGAAGCGGCGAGAUUGGCAAUAUUGCAUGCAUGCACACAAAGCACUCUCCAGUGUAAGCGUCGUCUGCUACGUUAUUCGCUUCAUGAGUGUACUUGCCCUAUUUUUGUUAUUUGCGAGGCCCUGUCAUUCACAGACAAUGCCUCAUAUGUGCCAAUAACUUCCCUUUCUUGUAUUUUUUUUUUAGUUCCAUGGCACAUGCAUGGGUCCAGCAAUAUGAAAGAAAUAUGGAAAGCACAUUGCAGAUGUCACAUCAUAGCCAUGGAAGUGCUGUUCUUCACACCGGAUCUUUUGUAAACAAGACUGCGCAGAUAACCCUGGCAAGGUGUGUGUCCUUCUGAAGCGAUAAGGGUAGCAGAGGAUGCUUGCACUAAAGUGUGCUUUGCAUGUAUGCACCUACUAUCACCGCUCUCAACACAUCUUGCUGGUAUAAGCCGCCGAAAUGCUGCAUGGUCGAAGGUAUUAUUAAAGAUCCGGGAGGCUGUACUGCUGGAUUUGCUGCCACUUCGAACGCUGCUAGUUUUAACAGUUAGAAGCAUUAGUUGCACUCAGAUAACUCGUGAUUGUGCCUCAGCUUUCUUAUUGCACUGCACUCACUUGCCACUUAGUUUAUAUUUAGUGAAUUUCGGUGCAUUCAAAACUCAGUGCAAUGAACCACAACUUGCACAAACUGCAAAUGCAUGAUAAAACCACUUUUUUUUAUUAUUUAUUUAUUUCCUGAUCCGAAUUCAAUUGAGCACUGUGUGCCCUUUUCUGCAUUUUAGCAAGGGGAUCUUGUUUUGCAGUUUCGAUUUAAUGACGUCUGUGCUAAUCACUUGCACGUGCAGGCACUCACAAAAGUUUACGGGACAAGGGAUUUGUGAGAAAACUGAAUUCCCGUGUUGCCUGGGCCCAUAGCCUUAAAUUUAAAGUUUCAGCGUGUGUCCUUGUGACCUGAACAGUGAUUCAUUAAACUAGGCGUGCCAUGCUUUAACAGAGCGGAGAUUCAAAUGUAUCGUGGAAUCCGUGUCCCGUUAACUUUUGUGGCCAACUGUACCUAAAGCUUUUGUGAAAGAGAGAGGGAGAAACGUGGUGGAAAGGCAGGGAGGUUAACCUGCCUUUUGUGAAGAGUACAAAGGCACCAUUGGGCAGGGAAUUCAUCAUUUGUGCACAUUCUUAUGCACACAAAUAUUGACAGUGUGGUAAUUUUUCGCUGCUGAGACACGGAGACCUCGACCUAGUGAAAUUUGCAAACACUAUUAACAAAGUUCUUCACUGUGAGUAUAAUUUUGUUGUAGUAUUGAGGUUCGGGUCAUGUACUCGUUAUGAGGUGCUUUAUGUUGAGGCUGUAAGUAAUUGUUGAGCAUUGCUAGUAGUAUGUGCCCACACCUAAUCCUCGAGAUUGCCUCGUCGUGAAGUGAGAGCGUCCGUUCAUUUUUUAAACUUCGUAGAGAAUUAGAAAAUUUUGAUGAGAGCCAGUAACCUCUGAUGAUGGGAGCUACUUGUGGUUUUGAGUUUGUUGGCAGCUCCUAACUAAAGAACGGGCGAUGGUUUGUGUGUUUAUAGCUUGGUAAAAGCAGUCUUUAUGGGUAUUCAUGGAUCAUGUGUAACAAGCUACACUACAUUCAGGUUCAAUAGUGCAAUGCUUGUAUUGCAACUAGUACUUCAAAGUAUAAAGCACUAAAAAAUGUCACCUAAUGGGAGUACGAGUGAAAGUAAAGGUACUUGAGAGUCGAUGCAUUUACAGAAAUGAAAGCUAGCUUAUUUUCAGAUGUCAUGCUCUAACGAUUUUGCAAUUGGGGAUACGUUUUUCAUAUUUCAUGGUGAUGUCAAUGACACAUCACAUUAUACAUGUGAUGUGACAUUACAUGACAGAAGGAAUUUUUUUUCACUGCCUGCUUGAGAAGGCUUCGAUGCCCAAAUGAAGUUCUUGCAGAGUGUGGCUUUGAAGGCAGCUGUCACAGUGAAUUUUGUUGUAAAACAAAAGGAAGCGGUCUUGUUCGCGUCGCAGUAAUGAUUAGAGAGUUUUAGCAUACCACCAUUGCUGCCACUUCAUGCACCUGCCAGAUCUACAUUUGUUAGCUAAGAUGCAGCCAGCGUGAGCGAGAUGCAGCUUAGCAAGUGCGUGCAAAGUUGGCAUGCAGCGAGACAGUAGCAGUAAUGGUAGAUCAGUAGCGGCGUGCUAAAAAUCUCUAUUCAAAGGUCACGGAUGCCCAUAGUUAACUCAUCUUGCACAUUAUUUUUUCCUUCCCCAAAUUGUUGAAAGAACUCCCAACACUGCACAUUACAUCUGUGCAAAUACGCUUGACCCUCAAUAUAAUGGACACAGAUAUAAUGAAUUUUUUUCUAUGUCGAAGUAAAUCAAACUUUUCUUGUUGAUAGCAUUAUGUUCAAUGAAUACUGAACAUAACGAGUAUUUUCAUGUCAGGAUGUGACUUUGUUAUAACGAUGUUUGACAGUAAUUACUUAGCUGACACUGGAUGCCAGCUGAAGGGUGACUUCCAAUGCAUUGUGGUAAUUAGGUGAAGUUGGGUUUUAAGCAAUUUUGGGAGUCCGUUGCCCAGAACUGGCCAUCUAGUCAUCCUCUAUGGCCCUGAGUUUGCUAAGCUUUAAAAUCUGCUUAAUUUGUUUUGGGUGUCUCUUGUAUCUUUUUUUCUUCUUCUUUCCACGAUAUAUAUUUUAACUUUUUUGCUCCGAGUCUUGAGCUUAAAGUGUUUUGGGUGGUUACGUUAUGUAAGUUUUGUUUUGCUACUCAUUGCUUAGUUGAACAAACAUUCUUGAACACUUUAGAAUACAUUUUAAGGCUUGGAUUUAUAUAUCAGAGGAGUGUUUCUUGUCAGAGCAUUUACAUAAGUGGAAUUGAUUCCACAGAAGUGGCUUUCUUUAACACAUUGUUGAACACAGACAACGGUCUUCUGAUAACAGUGGCGAGGACCAUGUGGGUGGAAGUAGCUUUCUUAUCGUCGUUUUGAUAGCAGUAAAUCCACCCUUAAUGACUCUUGCCACGAAUUUUUCAUUUUUUUAAUGUGCGUGUGUGUGUGUGUGGAAUAAUCGGAGUGCUAAGAGACAUACGUAUAGUCCAAGCCGUGAUAACAAGAGAACGCCCGGUUGCAAUCUAUCUUGGAAAAGUCGCCAAGUUAUUUCUCUGUUGACUAAUAAACCAAACAAUACUUUGUUUAACUGAACACGAAAGGAAGAAAUGCCACUGUAGGUUCUCUUUGAGCUGAAGAUAAAGGAACAUUGGAAGUUUGUUCAUGGUGCCAGAAGUUCAUCCUAUGUUGAAUCAAUGGAAGACUAAAAGGUCCUGAACAGCUGAGCCUGCUGAACAUACUGUGUAACAGAGGUCAUCCCAAAGGGUGAUUAUUAAUGUGCCAUUGAACACUGUGCUAUACAGUAGUAAUACCAGUAACAGUUUGUUUGGCUUGUGUGUGAUGACAAUGUGCCAAUAACUGUGUCAUUUGCAUAUUGUGUUUGCAUCAACACAUGCCUCUGUAUUCAAGGGUGAUUGUUAAUGUUUCAAUGCCUGAAGUGUCUCGACAUUGCCAAACUAUGCAUAAGAUUGAGGAGCAGAGCGUUGAAACUCACAAAAAUGGGUUGCCCAGAUUUUCUAGUUGACUAGUGCCACUGCGUACAAGUGUUGUUCUUGCGUAAUUGUUUCUCUAUAUUUAGGUUUGUCUAAGGGCACUCUGUGUAAUUUGUUAUAGCUGGUAGUAGUGUUAGGAGAGGUGUAGAAAUAAUAGUAAUUUGUCUACAAAAGCAGUGCUGAUAUACUUAAUGCUUCACUGUAGUACUACUUAGCCAAGAUAGUUAAAUGCACAUUUGUUUUGGCCAACUUGCACGGUAUCGAAUUAGCUUAUCUUUUCAGUCGUCUUUCACAGCUGCAUGAACAACUCAGUGAUAGGUUAUUAAGAACCGAUCAUUUUUUGUUGCGUUAUGAUGAAUGUGCUGAAAGAUCUCCAUUUAGACACAAACCGAACUGCCAACAAGUGUUGCCAAAGCAAAACAGUGCAAUAUUGUAUUUGUACAGGUAGCUAUUCACUUUGGCAAUUUUAAUAAUACAAAGUGCACAGUUUUCCAAGAAGUCACACAAUCUCCGUGAAACAAAUAAAACAAACAUGCCACAUGUGGUCUCACCCCUGAUGCAGGCCUACUUAUCGUAGGAUGCAAUUGUUCCUGCAAUAUGUAUCUAUAUCUGUGAUAACUGAGAGCAAUUCCAACUGUUAAAAAAACUUAGAGCAAGUGUUUAUUUGUUAAAUUUAAAAGACAUUUGUUUACCUAGUUUUUAGAGGUUUUUUUGUGUCUGUUGUGUUUGUUGCCUUGUUAUAACCUUGGCAUUUAUCUGACACACAAGGUACAGAGAUUUAAUAAAUAGCUUUUGUUAAACUU
This is a messenger RNA of Dermacentor silvarum, 7022 nucleotides long. RefSeq names its product XK-related protein 7. Lineage: Eukaryota; Metazoa; Arthropoda; Arachnida; Ixodida; Ixodidae. The record is from RefSeq and is a predicted model, not a curated record. Gene Ontology annotation, biological process: engulfment of apoptotic cell; apoptotic process involved in development; phosphatidylserine exposure on apoptotic cell surface. Gene Ontology annotation, cellular component: plasma membrane.